Messenger RNA from Paramecium octaurelia, 500 nucleotides. The record is from the annotation of a GenBank genome assembly. NCBI's taxonomy places the organism in Eukaryota, Ciliophora, Oligohymenophorea, Peniculida, Parameciidae.
AUGUACUGUUAAUAAGGUGGUUAUCACAAGGGUAAUGAGUUGCCAUACAUUAUGAGAUGAACAUCUGGAGAUGGUCUGUCUUCAUAGUACUUGCAUAGUGAAGGGAGAAGUUCUAAAUUGCGUAGUUUGCAUAGACGAAAGACACAAAGGUCACAAAAUGAUUCCCCUGUAGAAAUUACUAAAUCUAAUUAAAAAACAAGAAUCCUUAAUCAUGUUAGUAACUAUUACAUAAUCUACAUUUUCAAGAACACUCUACACCAAUCUCAACACUCGGAGAUGCANUAUAUAUCAAGGCAAUCUUAUUUUAAUCCUUCUAUUUAAAUAAGCUAAAUGAAAUAUGAUAUUAAAAGCAAUUCUAAAUUGAGUGAUGAAUAACUCUGUAAAUGAAUCAUAUUAAAUUAGAAAAUAUCGCUUACAUUGAAGUAGAUUUGAAUAAAGUUCUUGGUAAGAUCUCCAUAAUCAUUUUCGGCUAGUAAACUUUAAUAUUUAAGAAGGCGUGA